Molecule: messenger RNA, 1273 nt
Organism: Carica papaya (papaya)
Lineage: Eukaryota; Viridiplantae; Streptophyta; Magnoliopsida; Brassicales; Caricaceae
Source: RefSeq, a predicted model, not a curated record
UUUUGCAACCGAUAUUCUUUAGCUAAACCAUGGAUAGACACAACCAAGAAGCGGGGGUAUUUAUAGAACGAGAAAGUUGAUAAUCCCCCAAAACAGACUUAACCAUAGGUAUCGGGUAUGUCUAAUGGAGAUGAAGUACUUGACCGCAAUUGGCCCACUGAAGAUUUUGUAGAUGUUGAUGAGCGUAUCUCCAAUUUGCAGCAGUCUGUGGAUUGUCUCGAGGCUUUAGUGUUGCACAUAUCCAACGCAAAUUUACAAGUCUCGUCCAAUUCCUUCACUUUCUCUGAAACUAGUAGUCAACUGGACAGUGAUACAGAAUCUGAUGAUACUGAAUCCAGUGGGGUCAGUGAAGAUGAAGAUGUAGAUGAAUCAGACUAUUCCCAAAAAUCAGAAGAUUCUAGAGAAUCAGAUAGUGAAAAUGGUUCUGAUGAAGCAGAAAGUGUCCUUGAAGAUUCAGAGGGAGACGAUGAUGCAAGAGCUUGUUUUCCAUGUCCUUUUUGUUACGUGGACAUCGAGGUUCACUUAUUGUGCGGCCACCUGCAGGAAGAACACUGCUUCGAUUUGAAAAAUUCAGUUUGUCCUCUAUGUGCAGCAAAUCUAGGAAGGGAUGUUCUUGGACAUUUCAUUGUGCAGCAUGCUAGCUCCUUGAAGCGCAGGAGAAGAUCUCAGAAGUUAGGCCACUUGACGGGUAGUUCAGCAAUGCUUGGCAGGGAACUUAUCUCAUUUCUUGGAUCUUCAACGAAUGCUGGGGGAAGUUUGCGAGGAACUAUACCUGAUCCUGUCCUUUCACCUUUUUUCUGCAGUGCUUCUUUCACAGGCCCCAAUGGUUUCCAGCCAGAAGAUUACUGCAGUGACAAGGUCUCUGGCUUCUUUGAAGUGAAAAGUUCCGAGCACUCGUUCCUGGAUGAAGUUCAUGAACAGGAUAAAGAGGAGCGAAGAAAGAGAGCAGCAUUUGUUCAACAGUUGAUUCUGUCAACCAUCUUCUAAAACGGUAAGCAAAUGUCAUGAAGUUUGCAGGUUAUACUGAUUCCAGCCUUGCAUCACUAAUUGAUCAGGAUGCUGUAUCAACAAAACUGGGUUUUGAGUACCAGUACGUAACUUCAAGGAAUUGGGUCAUUUCAUAUUUUAGAUGUUUUAGGGAAAAAUUGUUGCUGAAAAUGGCCCAUGAUCACAGCAUGAUCAUUUGUAUGUAUUAUGUCCAUGUAAAUUUAACCUGUUACAGAGGCUACCAUCUAUAAUGAGUAGAGAAGCUCAUCUUCCUCCAUUUGCCAAA